Messenger RNA from Triticum aestivum (bread wheat), 701 nucleotides. RefSeq names its product pectinesterase inhibitor 12. The coding region runs from base 1 to 558 and encodes 185 amino acids. Gene Ontology annotation, molecular function: enzyme inhibitor activity. The record is from RefSeq and is a predicted model, not a curated record. Lineage: Eukaryota; Viridiplantae; Streptophyta; Magnoliopsida; Poales; Poaceae. The transcript has a single exon.
AUGAAGACAUCGACGACGACGACGCCUGCUCUCACCGCCACGGUGCUGGCGGCGGCGGCCUUGAUCCUGGGCGCCCGCAGCGUCGACGCGGCGGUGGCAGACACGUGCAAGGCGGCCGCGGCCAGCGACGUGCGCGUCAACGUGGACCUGUGCAUGUCGAAGCUGGGCAGCCACCGCGGCAGCCUCGAGGCGGCGGACGCCUGGGGCCUGGCCAAGGUGGCCUCGCUCGUCGGCGUCGACAACGCCAACCUCGCCGCGGCGGACGUCAAGGCCCAGGAGGCCGCGGACCCCAACGUGCGCGUGAAGCCGGCGCUCGCCAGGUGCGGCACGCUCUACAAGGACGUGGGCAUGUGGUUCGCGGGCGCGCACGACCAGAUCAGCAACCACGCCUACCCCGCGGCCAAGCAGAGGCUGGACGAGGCCCUGGCGCAGACGCAGCUGUGCAACGCCGCGUUCGCGGCCGCCGGCGUGACCCUGCCGCAGCCGCUGGCCCUGCACACCGUCGACUGCAUCCAGAUCGCCAUCAUCGCCGGCGCCAUCACCAACCUCAUCAAGUGACUUCUCCUUUUCUUCAGCUAAGUACAGUAGCAUCUAAAUAGCUGUUGGCACGGCGGUGGCCUCGUUUCUUGACAUUUUUUUUAGUCAUAUUAGCGUUGUUGUAAUCGCGCCCCGCAUUCGGAAGAACCCGGCAAGUUGAGAAA